ACGUAAACCCGUUUUCGUGCCUUAUGCAUACAUUUUUGUAAGUGUGACUUUCAUUGACGUCUAAUGUUAUAUGUACACACUUUAUGUAAUCAAGGCAAUGCCUUUGCAGGGAACACAACAACUUCAGCCUUGUCUGACGAAACAUCUAGCAUUGACAACAACAUUAUAUUACUGAUCAGUGUGAUUGGUGGAGCAGUAGCGAUAGUGUCCUUUACACUGUUUGUAUUCUUAGCAACAAGAUAUUUUACUUCUCACGCCACAGUUGAACAAAAGAAAGAUAAUACAUGUACAACACAUGGAAUGGUGAAGUCAGAAUCGUACACAUAUUGUGGCCAUCAAAAUAUUGCAUUCUCAGAAAUAAAAAAUGGCGAAGUUCAUAACGUGCCAUCAUCUAGUUAUUUCAUAAUCGAUCAGCUUGAAACCGGAGCAUUCCGAACAGUCAAUGAACCAAUCAACAAACGCGAUAUACCCCAUGUGACACCAGCUGUUUAUUUCACCCUUGAUCCGGCAGAAACUGGACACGAUAGAAGCAAUCAAACCACAGCUACUGCAAAUAACUAUGAAUUAGCAUCGCCAAUAUGUAAUGACGCCAUAGAUGAUGAUCCGUAUAUUGAUACUGUGGAUGAUAUUUAUGAUCAUGCGCAUCGCAGCAAACAUAAGAGUAUCACCUCUGACGAUGUGUACGACCAUUCAGUUGAUGACACCUAUGACGUAGCUGAUCACAACAGUAAAAUAGAAAACGAACAAACAAUACCUUAUAUAGUAGAGCAUACAUAUGAAAACCUGUGAAACAGAAACAUUAUGUCUUUGAAAACUCACAUUAUAGAAUAAUGUGAAUUAUAGUGUACUUGUUGA
This is a messenger RNA of Mytilus trossulus (common blue mussel), 855 nucleotides long. RefSeq lists its product as uncharacterized. Bases 64 to 789 code for a protein of 241 amino acids. The record is from RefSeq and is a predicted model, not a curated record. The transcript has 3 exons. Lineage: Eukaryota; Metazoa; Mollusca; Bivalvia; Mytilida; Mytilidae.